CAAACUUUCCCCCCAAAUCUGUGUUCUCUUCCUCAUGAAACCGAAUCCUCCGGCUGUGGCGUCCCAGGCGCCCGCCCCUCUCCCGCUGCCUCCCCCGGCGCCCCUGCCCUCGCCCUGCGCUGUCCGAGCGCCUCGGACCAGCUUUCCGCAGAACCUCGACCCCCACUCCUUGCCCUGAAAAUGAAGGUUUGGCUGCUGCUGGGUCUUCUGCUUGUGCACGAAGCGCUGGAGGAUGUUACAGGCCAGCAUCCUCCCAAGAACAAGCGCCCAAAGGAGCCAGGAGAGAACAAAAUCAAGCCUACUAACAAAAAGGUGAAGCCCAAAAUUCCUAAAAUAAAGGACAGAGACUCAGCCGAUUCUGUGCCGAAGACACAGUCUAUAAUGAUACAAAUGAUGGAUAAAGGUCGCUUCCAGAAACCCGCUGCUACCCUGAGUCUGACGGCAGGGCAAACCCUGGAGCUUCGAUGUAAAGGGAAUAAAAUUGCAUGGAGCUAUCCUGCUUACCUUGACACCUUUAAGGACACCCGCCUCAGUGUGAAGCAGCAUGAGCGCUACGGCCAGCUGACCCUGGUGAACUCCACUGCGGCGGACACAGGAGAAUUCAGCUGCUGGGGGCAGCUCUGCAACGGCUACAUCUGCAGGAGGGACGAAGCCAAGACGGGCUCCACCUACAUCUUUUUUACAGAGAAAGGAGAACUCUUUGUACCUUCACCCAGUCACUUUGAUGUUGUCUACUUGAACCCCGACAAACAGGCGGUGGUUCCUUGUCGAGUGACGGUCCUGUCGGCCAAAGUCACGCUCCACAGGGAGUUCCCAGCCAAGGAAAUCCCCGCCAACGGAACGGACAUUGUUUAUGACGUGAAGAGAGGUUUUGUGUAUCUGCAGCCUCACUCUGACCACCAGGGGGUGGUCUACUGCAAGGCAGAGGCCGGGGGCAAGUCCCAGAUCUCGGUCAAGUACCAGCUGCUCUAUGCAGAAGUUCCCAGCGGCCCUCCGUCAACAACCAUCUUAGCAUCGGCGAACAAAGUGAAAGGUGGGGAUGACAUCAGCGUCCUCUGCACUGUCCUUGGGGAGCCGGACGUGGAGGUGGAAUUCAGGUGGAUCUACCCUGGGCUGAAGGAUGAAAGGCCGGUGACGAUUCAAGACGCUUGGCGGCUGAUCCACCGAGGACUUGGACACACCACAAGGAUCUCCCAGAGCGUCCUGACAGUUGAAGACCUGGAGACCAUUGACGCGGGUUAUUACAUUUGCACUGCUCAGAAUCUCCGAGGACAGACCACAGUAGCUACCACUGUUGAGUUUUCCUGAUUUGGAAAAUGAAGUAUUAUGAACUUGCGGGAAAGCCAGUUCGUGUAUGCAGCCGGCUCUGGGGCUCCUUUGACCAGUGCAUUGCCAGAGGCUGAUGUCAAGUGCCAAACCCCAGGUCCUGUCCUGUGAGUCAGACCCAGACCUCCAAACUAAAAGGAAGUCACCCAGGCUAAUAAUAGAUGUGUUAACUCCAAGAGAAAGCCUGUAUUCUGAUAGCCGACCUACGUAUAUGUGUUUCUAGUUUUACACUAAGAAGGCAUAUAUGUAAACACCUUCGUAUAAUCAUUUCUAUUAAAUGAGCAAGUUUUUGUAAAAAAUCAAAAA
Messenger RNA from Phacochoerus africanus (Common warthog), 1632 nucleotides. RefSeq names its product platelet derived growth factor receptor like (gene PDGFRL). The transcript is spliced from 6 exons. The record is from RefSeq and is a predicted model, not a curated record. NCBI's taxonomy places the organism in Eukaryota, Metazoa, Chordata, Mammalia, Artiodactyla, Suidae. Bases 181 to 1308 code for a protein of 375 amino acids.